ACUUAACCACGUGUCUGGCAGAACAAUUUGUGACAGUAACCCCAUUCUGUGUUGUUUACCCUUAUAAGCAACUGGUUAAUCGUUUCUGCGAACCACUAAUUAAUCAUUCUUGUUAUUUCUCUAACUACAAACACUACUUGGAAACAUGGCUGCCUGUUGAUGUGGAAUCAUAAUAUACUACAACCCAAUAAAUCUACAGCAAGACAGUUAACCCUGCUAAACACACUAUGAAGAUUUCCCCAUUAUCCAUCUUUAUCCUUGUUGCUGUAGCUGGGUUGGUCUAUUCAGGUAUCCAGCCGCCUGUGAUGGUAAUCAACCCACGUGCCCUGGUACUAUUUACAGAGUUAGAGACUGUGGACCUUCCAUGCAAGGCCAGUGGAGAACCACAACCUACGUACACCUGGAAAAAGGACAAACAGGACUUCAACGUGGCUGGCAGUGAUGACCUUAUCUCCACAGUAGAAAACGAGGGAACACUUGUCUUCAAGCAACCCAGAAAGAAAGAUGCCGGCAUGUAUCAAUGUUUUGCAAACAACUCUUAUGGGGUGGCCAUGUCAGGCAUCGUUGAGCUACGUCUUGCCUUCCUGCAGCCAUACACCAAUCAGGAACCAGAGACCAUCACUGUAUCACCAGGGUCAUCUCUCAUCCUCCCUUGUAACAAGCCAAUCAGUUACCCUGAGGCCAAAUUCACAUGGCUAUUGAAAUACAGUGAUGGGCGAUUAAAGGUCCUUGACUUCACUGAGCGAAUCCAAAUGGAUCACAAAGCCAACCUUGUCUUUGCUAAUGUACAAGAAGAAGACUCCUACAAAGACACUGCCUAUGUUUGCGCUGCAACCAAUUUGUUUUUACGAAGAAUCAAUAUGCUUAAUACCAUUUAUUUGAGAACCUUACCAGAGCAGCUUAAAGACUACCAGAUUCAUAUCCUCAGUGCUAGCCCUAGCAAGAUGGUCUUUCUGAAGGGAGACACUGUGGAGUUGCAGUGUAUAUUCGGUGGACAUCCGACACCAAAGAUCAGGUGGUACCGAAAUGGCAAAUCGAUACAUCCGAAUACAAAGUAUGCAUUUUCUAAAUUUAAUCAUCAGCUGGAUAUUCGGGAUGCUGGGUUUGAGGAUGAGGGAGAUUACGAGUGCCAUGCAAGUGAAAGGAGCUCUGGUCAGAUAUUGCAACACACCAUGAGAGUGGAGAUUGAAUCUAAACCUGAAUGGACCACGAAACCAAAAAGUAUUGUGACCAGUGGGGGCAGUUCAGUUACCUUCAUCUGUAAUGGAACCGGCAAACCUCCCAUCAGUAAACCUGUGUGGUACAUCAACGGAAAGAGAAUUAACGAAUAUUCCAAUAAAAAUAAGUUUAUAGUAGAGGAAACCUACCUGAGUAUCAUCAACGUCACACGCCAAGAUUACAUGACCAUCCAAUGUAAUAUCAGUAAUAUCCAUGGGUAUAUCUUCGCUGAUGCCUUUCUAAGUUUCCACGAGAUGAUAAGAAUGGAACGUUAUCCAUCUGAUUUGGAGGUGAGCAAAGGAGCGGAGGCAAUAUUCACAUGUGCUGCCACAAGUGAUACCAUGCAGGAAGAUGACUUACGAACCAUUUGGUGGAAGGAUGGCAAGGCUAUAGCCAUCGAUGACAGAAUAAGCCUAAACUCCCAGAACAAUUCACUGACCAUCAGGAGUGUGACCAGAAAUGAUGUUGGCCGUUACACAUGCAUGGUCACAGAUGGAUUGGAUAGUGUCAAUGCAUCAGCAUUUCUCUCUGUUAAAGGUACCCAGCCACCUGUGAUAUUAAUCAACCCACCUACCCAGGUACUGUUUAAAGAAUUUCAGACUGCGGUACUUCCAUGCAAGGCCAGUGGUGAACCACAACCAACGUACACCUGGAAAAAGGACAAACGGGACUUCAAUGUGGCUGGCAGUGAUGACUUUAUCUCCACAGUACCAAACGAGGGAACACUUGUGUUCAAGCGACCCAGAAAAAAAGAUGCUGGCAUGUAUCAAUGUUUUGCAAACAACUCUUAUGGGGUGGCCAUGUCAGGCAUCGUUGAGCUACGGCUUGCCUUCCUGAUGCCGUACACCAAUCAGGAACCAGAGACCAUCACUGUGUUACCAGGGGCAUCUCUCGUCCUCCCUUGUAACAAGCCAAUCAGUUACCCUGAGGCCAACGUGACGUGGGUGUUGAAACACAAAGAUGGAUCAUUCAAGGCCUUUGACUUCACUGAACGAAUCCUAAUGGACCACCAAGCCAACCUUGUCUUUGCUAAUGUACAAGAAGAAGACUCCUACAAAGACACUGCCUAUGUUUGCGCUGCAACCAAUUUGUUUUUACGAAGAAUCAAUAUGCUUAAUACCAUUUAUUUGAGAACCUUACCAGAGCAGCUUAAAGACUACCAGAUUCAUAUCCUCAGUGCUAGCCCUAGCAAGAUGGUCUUUCUGAAGGGAGACACUGUGGAGUUGCAGUGUAUAUUCGGUGGACAUCCGACACCAAAGAUCAGGUGGUACCGAAAUGGCAAAUCGAUACAUCCGAAUACAAAGUAUGCAUUUUCUAAAUUUAAUCAUCAGCUGGAUAUUCGGGAUGCUGGGUUUGAGGAUGAGGGAGAUUACGAGUGCCAUGCAAGUGAAAGGAGCUCUGGUCAGAUAUUGCAACACACCAUGAGAGUGGAGAUUGAAUCUAAACCUGAAUGGACCACGAAACCAAAAAGUAUUGUGACCAGUGGGGGCAGUUCAGUUACCUUCAUCUGUAAUGGAACCGGCAAACCUCCCAUCAGUAAACCUGUGUGGUACAUCAACGGAAAGAGAAUUAACGAAUAUUCCAAUAAAAAUAAGUUUAUAGUAGAGGAAACCUACCUGAGUAUCAUCAACGUCACACGCCAAGAUUACAUGACCAUCCAAUGUAAUAUCAGUAAUAUCCAUGGGUAUAUCUUCGCUGAUGCCUUUCUAAGUUUCCACGAGAUGAUAAGAAUGGAACGUUAUCCAUCUGAUUUGGAGGUGAGCAAAGGAGCGGAGGCAAUAUUCACAUGUGCUGCCACAAGUGAUACCAUGCAGGAAGAUGACUUACGAACCAUUUGGUGGAAGGAUGGCAAGGCUAUAGCCAUCGAUGACAGAAUAAGCCUAAACUCCCAGAACAAUUCACUGACCAUCAGAGUGUGACCAGAAAGGAUGUUG
Molecule: messenger RNA, 3152 nt
Organism: Octopus sinensis (East Asian common octopus)
Lineage: Eukaryota; Metazoa; Mollusca; Cephalopoda; Octopoda; Octopodidae
Product: neurofascin-like
Exons: 18
Coding region: 228-3137 (969 amino acids)
Source: RefSeq, a predicted model, not a curated record